AUGGCAGCUGAUAAUGCAGUUUCGGAGAACGCUCCAGAAAAACUCACAAACGGCGACCAUGCAGCUGAGGCUACCGAGGAGAACAAUGGAGGCGGCGUUUUCCAGAUCACGGUAAAAUUMCCGCRSGAGCCAUAUAAAAUUCAGGUGAUGGUUUCGAGCCAAGAACAAGUACAGGAUCUUCGCCAGUCCAUCGUCGAGCUUCCCGGCACUUUUCAAUAUACGUGCUUUCAUCUCGAAUUCAAUGGACAACGAAUCAACGACUACAUCGAGCUGUCUGAAGUCACUGAUCUCAAAGCUGAUUCCGAGGUCACACUCGUUGAAGACCCAUACACGGAGAAGGAGGCUCGCAUGCAUGUCGUUCGCAUCAGGGAACUGAUCGGCGCUGCUGGCGACCGCGUCGACAACUUACAGGGUCUCUCUACUGGCUUKUCACUUCAUGAUUCAGUGGCUARCGAGGKGGACAACUCAGAGUCAGAGACUCACCCCCUUACCGGCUACGACCCGAAUGCUUCUGGAACUUUCAGCACCAUUCUACCUCGAGCAGACGAACCUGCCCCAAAAACCAUCAAGGCUAUUUCGCUUUCGCCGUGGAACCCCCCUCCCUACCAUCUGCGACAAAAGGGCCACCUCCUUUAUCUUCAGGUGACCACCAAUGAGGGCGAACAACACCAGAUUACGUCCCAUGUUUCUGGCUUCUACGCAAAUAAAUGCUCUAACGCCAAAUUCGAUCCUUUCCCGCGUCCAGCACCCAAGAACCACAGCGCUCAUUCUUUACUUGCAUUGAUCUCGCAAAUUUCGCCAUCCUUUGAAAGCAGCUUCCGUGCUUUGCAGGAAUCGAACAGUCAGCGUGAUCUUCUGACUACAUUUCCUUUUCAGAAUGCCAUCCCAAAUAGCCCUUGGUUGGUGACCCCUACCGCGGCUUCCUUGAAUGCCCAUCAACCGGACGUAGCACGUUCUCAGGAGAAUUUGUUGAUCGCAGGUGUUGACAACUCAGAGACUCUUCGUGACUGGAAUGAAGAGUUCCAGUCGACCAAAGAGCUCCCUCGGGAGACCGUUCAGGAUAGAGUCUUCCGGGAACGCCUGACUUCUAAGCUCUUUGCUGAUUAUAACGAUGCUGCCGCCCGGGGUGCUGUAUUGGUCGCCAGAGGCGAAGUGGCUCCCUUGAACCCUACUGAGGGUCGUGAUGCUCAAAUAUUCGUCUAUAAUAAUAUCUUCUAUUCUUUCGGAGCAGAUGGUGUCGGUACCUUCGCCUCUGAGGGUGGAGACGAAGCCGCACGCGUCGCAGUUGGAAAGGAUGUGUUAGGCAUCAAAGCAGUCAACCAACUGGAUAUUGCCGGUCUGUUCACACCAGGUACCGUUGUCGUGGACUAUCUUGGAAAGCGUGUUGUCGGUCAAAGUAUCGUUCCAGGUAUCUUCAAGCAGCGCGAACCUGGCGAGCACCAGAUUGACUACGGUGGCGUUGAAGGAAAGGAGGUCGUCGCUGAACAUCCUGAAUUCAUCCCUGUCUUCGAGAAGCUUUCGAAAGCUCUGCGAGUUAAAAAGCACGCUGUAUGGGACAAAGAAGGAAAACGCCACGAUCUUGAAGGCAGUGUCGAGACUAAAGGGUUGCUUGGAACUGAUGGUCGGAAAUAUGUUCUCGACUUGUACCGUAUUGCUCCUCUUGAUAUCUCUUGGGCUGACGAAGAAAGUGACCAUGAUGCUUAUCCUCAUCGAAUGUCUAUUUUGCGUCUUGAGUUAGUAGAGUCGUACUGGCGGUCAAAGAUGAGUCAAUACGUUAAGGACGAGGUUGAGAAGAGACGAAGCAAGAAGGCCGAAGAAAAUGCAGCCAAGUCUGAAGCAGAAACUCAGCCUGAGGAUGCCCAGAAAGCUGCAGAAGAACAAGAGCGUGUGGACAUCUCUGGUUUCAAUCUGGCGCUUAACCCAGAUGUUUUCAGCGGACAAGUUCCUCAAACAGAGGAAGAGAAGAAAGAUUGGGCCGAAGAUGAGCAGGAAGUCCGCAAUGCUUGCGAUUACUUGCGAUCUCGAGUACUUCCUGAACUCGUCCAAGAUCUAUACAACGGGGAUGUAGGCUUCCCCAUGGAUGGACAGUCGUUGAGUCAAUUACUUCACAAACGUGGUAUCAAUAUCCGUUAUUUGGGCCACCUGGCUGGCUUGUCCCAGGAGAGAGGCCAUCGAUUGCAAUCCUUGACGACUUUGGUGACUCAAGAAAUGAUUGCCCGUUCCUUCAAACACAUUGCUAAUGGCCAUCUUCGCUCUCUACCUCCACCAUUCGCCGCUUCGUGUGUUGCUCAUCUUUUGAACUGUCUCCUUGGUUCUGAUGUGAACGCAAAGCCUCAAGCGGAUAUUGACGAGUCUCUGCGGGAGAUUUACCCCGAGGCUGAUUUUAGCUUCGAAAAAAUAACGCCUGCUAGUCUGCAGGCGGAGAUUGAGAAACAAGUUAAGAUUAGAUAUCGCUUCUCUCUUCCAUCUGACUGGGCCUCCUCUUUGAAACAUCUGCAAUUGCUACGCGAUAUUUCAAUCAAAUUGGGUGUUCAGCUUGCUGCUCGGGAUUUUGCUUUCACCAAAGCUCAAGCAGCAUCUCAGCCUGCUGUUACCAAUGGUGUGGAUGAGACCAAGCAUGAGGAGACCAAUAGCAAGAAGAAGAAAAAGAAGGCUGCCGGCGACAAUGCUUCUCCCACACGUUCAACCGUUGUCAAAGCAUUCACUACUUUCUUGGCGGAUGAUAUCCUCAAUAUUGUUCCUCUUAUCAAGGAUGCAGCUCCACGAAGUGCUUUGGCUGAGGAAGCUUUGGAGGCUGGGCGAAUUUCUCUGAUGCAGGGUCAGAAACAGCUUGGCCAGGAAUUGAUUCUAGAAUCGCUCUCCCUACAUGAACAGAUUUACGGCAUCCUCCAUCCCGAGGUCGCCAAGUUGUACCACCAGCUGUCGAUGUUGUACUAUCAGACGGAUGAGAAGGACGCCGCGGUUGAGCUUGCACGCAAGGCUGUGAUUGUCACAGAACGCACUCUAGGAGUUGACUCCGCAGACACUAUUUUGAGCUACCUAAACUUGAGUCUGUUCGAGCAUGCUACAGGUAACACAAAGAUGGCUCUGGUUUACGUCAAGCAUGCCAUGGAUCUUUGGAAGAUCAUCUAUGGUCCUAACCACCCUGAUUCCAUCACUACCAUGAACAACGCCGCCGUCAUGCUGCAACAUCUUAAGCAAUAUUCCGAUUCCCGAAAGUGGUUUGAGGCUUCUCUCACGGUUUGCGAGGAGUUGUUUGGCAGACAAUCCGUCAACACAGCAACUAUCCUAUUCCAACUUGCACAAGCCUUGGCCUUGGACCAGGAUUCAAAGGCUGCUGUGAACCGUAUGCGCGACGCCUAUAAUAUCUUCCUUGCCGAACUAGGCCCCGAAGACCGAAACACUAAGGAAGCCGAAAGCUGGUUGGAGCAGCUCACACAGAAUGCCGUUUCUAUCGCGAAGCACGCCAAGGACAUCCAAGCUCGCCGACUCCGCAAAGUCAACCUUAGCACACGUGUUUCUCUGGGUACAAAAGUCCAACCACAAGUUGGCCAGUCAGCUUCGUCAGCUGCCGGCGCACAGAAUGGCCCCGCUGCCGCAUCACAGCUUGAUAAUCGAAGCAUCGACGAACUCUUGAAGUUCAUCGAGGGCGGCGAGACCAGCAGCCCUCGUGGCAAACAAUCGAAGAGAGGAACCGCCAACCCGAAGCUCCGCGGCACAAAGCAAUCCAAAUAA
Molecule: messenger RNA, 3735 nt
Organism: Talaromyces amestolkiae
Lineage: Eukaryota; Fungi; Ascomycota; Eurotiomycetes; Eurotiales; Trichocomaceae
Exons: 4
Coding region: 1-3735 (1244 amino acids)
Biological process (GO): intracellular distribution of mitochondria
Cellular component (GO): cytoplasm
Molecular function (GO): mRNA binding; protein binding
Source: RefSeq, a predicted model, not a curated record